AGACCUGGAAGUCUUCGCUCUUGCUUCCUGGCUCUGAGGUGACUUGCUUUGUACCUGGAGGGUAACUGCCUCUCCGGGGUGGGGUCCAGCUACCCCAUCCUUUAAGCUGUGCUGGAGGGCAGGACACCCGCGGGGGUCAGAGCCGGGAGCCAGCCCUGCGGGUUUGUGUUUGGCAAGCUCUCCUCCCUGAGCCGUUUCUCUGUCCUUCCCCAUUUGUGUGAUUUCGUGUGCAUCUGUACUUAUUAUAGCAGGGACGGCCAGGGAUCAGUUUCUGGAUUCUCCACUUGUUUCCUGUAAACCACCCUUACCUUUACCUCACCUGAAAGGUCGCUUAGCAACGAAGGACCGGCAAGAAAGGAGCUGUGCUAUUCCUCCCGGGCAGGCCGGCAGGUGUACAACACCAGCUCCCUUCUGGGGGGCCGGCCUGGGGGCGACCAUGGCCCCCAACCACCUGUCAGUGCGGGAAAUGAGGGAAGAUGAGAAGCCCCUGGUGCUGGAGAUGCUGAAGGCUGGUGUAAAAGACACGGAAAACCGUGUGGCCCUCCACGCGCUGACGCGCCCUCCAGCCCUUCUCCUCCUGGCUGCAGCCAGCAGCGGACUGCGCUUCGUCCUGGCCUCCUUCGCCCUGGCCCUCCUGCUGCCCGUGUUUCUGGCGGUAGCCGCCGUGAAGCUGGGUUUGCGAGCCCGAUGGGGCUCUCUGCCUCCACCGGGCGCCCUGGGAGGGCCCUGGGUGGCUGUGCGUGGCUCAGGCGAUGUGUGUGGAGUCCUGGCUCUGGCCCCCGGUGCCAACUUGGGGGACGGAGCCCGAGUCACCCGCCUCUCUGUCUCUCGAUGGCACCGUCGCAGGGGCGUGGGCAGGAGGCUGCUGGCCUUUGCCGAGGCUCGAUCCCGAGCAUGGGCUGGGAGUAUUGGGGAGCCUCGGGCCAGGCUCGUGGUCCCAGUGGCAGUGGCCGCUUGGGGGUUGGCAGGGUUAGUGGAGGCCUGUGGCUACCAGGCAGAGGAAGGCUGGGGCUACAUGGGCUAUAUGCUGGUUAGGGAAUUCAGCAAAGACCUGUGAUUAGAGACCAUGCCCACUGGGUACAUGGGCAGAGAACCAGCCCCUAAAGAACACCUACUGUGUGCCAGACACUUUACACCCCUUCCCUCAGUGUCUACCUAGUCUGCCAGGCUGGUCGUGAGGCGCUGAGGUCGAUGGACUUACAGGCCCGCAGUGGACUGCCAGAGGCAGAGGACUUUAAACUCAAGUAGAACAAAUCGCUUCUCGGUCUUCUGGGACAACUAGAAGCCAACCUGUCCACUCCUUGUCUUCCCCCAUCCCCCCCAGUCUGUGUGCACUGAAAAACUUCUGGCUCUGGGUCCACAAAGCCCCUGUUGCAUGUGUCUGAGGUCUGGAAGGGAAAUUUGGGGAGAGAGAGAGAGACUCUAAGAGCUAGAGUCUGUGACAGGGAACUCCCAAAGGGGACAGAUCUUCUGGGAGUGGGUGGGGCUGGGGGCACAGUGUCUCCAAGCCCAUCUGGUUUUUUACACUGUUUGUUAAUAAACCCUGAAACUUCUGUGCGCCUGUCUCCUCUCUGAUGCAUUUUCCAGCUGCUCUCUCCAGACUCCCUCCUGUCUGGCUCCGCCUCUCCA
Messenger RNA from Apodemus sylvaticus (European woodmouse), 1629 nucleotides. RefSeq names its product N-acetyltransferase 14 (putative) (gene Nat14). The transcript is spliced from 4 exons. Gene Ontology annotation, molecular function: N-acetyltransferase activity. Bases 437 to 1057 code for a protein of 206 amino acids. Lineage: Eukaryota; Metazoa; Chordata; Mammalia; Rodentia; Muridae. The record is from RefSeq and is a predicted model, not a curated record.